Molecule: messenger RNA, 1517 nt
Organism: Zea mays
Lineage: Eukaryota; Viridiplantae; Streptophyta; Magnoliopsida; Poales; Poaceae
Product: CMP-sialic acid transporter 2
Exons: 15
Coding region: 196-1257 (353 amino acids)
Biological process (GO): pyrimidine nucleotide-sugar transmembrane transport
Cellular component (GO): Golgi membrane
Molecular function (GO): pyrimidine nucleotide-sugar transmembrane transporter activity
Source: RefSeq, a predicted model, not a curated record
ACUGGUUAUCGGUUACCGCUUGAUCACACACACGACUACACGGCUCCAGCGUGCACCGUGCAACGGUGCUUGCCCAGCCCUUCGCCGCCGCUCCUCACCUCUGCAGUGUUCCUUCCUUCCUGUGGAAGAAACCGCAGUAGGCAGUAGCAGAGCUGCAGAGCCGGAGAGGCCAGGCUCGCCGCUCGUGGGGAAGAGAUGGAGCACAGAAGAGUGAAGGAUCAGGAGAGUGAUGGCGUAUCUCAGAAGGACAUAGAGAACUUUGAUAAGAUAUCUCUUUCUAGCAAUACAUCAACUUCAAGUCUUAGCACUGCAGGAGGGCCGAAGGAUAGUUCGAAGCUAAAGUCCAUUGUUACACUUGCAUUGACAUUGCUAACAAGUUCCCAGGCAAUAUUGAUUGUAUGGUCGAAAAGAGCUGGAAAGUAUGACUAUAGUGUCACAACAGCAAAUUUUUCGGUGGAAACUUUGAAAUGUCUACUAUCACUUGUAGCAUUGUCCAGGAUAUGGAACAGUCAAGGUGUUACAGAAGAUAAUAGGUUAAUUACAUCGUUUGAUGAAGUUAGAGUUUACCCCAUUCCUGCAAUGCUUUACCUGGUCAAGAACUUAUUGCAGUAUUAUAUCUUUGAAUAUGUGGAUGCACCAGCUUACCAGAUUCUGAAGAACUUGAAUAUUAUCAGCACUGGUGUCCUGUACCGUAUAAUUCUCAAGAAAAAGUUAAGUCAAAUUCAGUGGGCUGCAUUUAUUCUUUUAUGUGCUGGAUGCACUACUGCUCAGCUCAGUCCCUCGUCAGACCAUGUUCUUCAGACCCCUAUUCAAGGUUGGGUGAUGGCAAUUGUGAUGGCUCUUUUAAGUGGUUUUGCAGGAGUAUAUACUGAAGUUAUCAUCAAGAAAAAUCCUUCAAGAAAUAUCAAUGCACAGAAUUUUUGGCUGUACAUAUUUGGGAUGCUCUUCAAUUUGGUUGCAAUUUGUGUCCAGGACUUCGAUGCUGUCAUGAACAAAGGCUUUUUCCAUGGCUACUCGUUUAUUACAGUUUUGAUGAUUCUUAAUCAUGCUUUGAGUGGAAUUGCUGUAUCAAUGGUGAUGAAAUAUGCUAACAAUAUUAUCAAGGUUUACUCAACAUCAGUUGCAAUGCUUCUGACAGCAACAGUAUCCGUCUUCUUAUUUGGCUUCCACCUGUCUCUUGCAUUCUUGCUUGGAUCCACGGUCGUUUCUGUGUCUGUGUACCUGCACUCAGUUGGGAAGCUGCAGCAACGGAACUAGGGUUUUUCUUCCUGCAUGCUGACGGAAGAGUGUUUUUCUUCGAAUGCCCUACAAGAUCAGGCAGUUGGAGCGCUGUAGAAUGUUUUUCUAGUAGCACUGUGAACAUUGUUGCACCAUGAGGGAGAACGUAAGAUGGAAGGCAUUCCUGUUCAUCAGAAGAAGAAUAACGUGCGAUCAUUUUUUUUGAAGGAAUAAGAAUUCGUAGCCAAAGGAAGAGGAUAGUCAUGAAGGGUACUAAACUAUGACAUAUGUUUGGUUCC